Hyla sarda is the source of this 1822-nucleotide messenger RNA. It is a transcript of the gene PIP4K2B, whose product is annotated as phosphatidylinositol-5-phosphate 4-kinase type 2 beta. The record is from RefSeq and is a predicted model, not a curated record. Gene Ontology annotation, molecular function: phosphatidylinositol kinase activity. Bases 534 to 1769 code for a protein of 411 amino acids. The transcript has 10 exons. Lineage: Eukaryota; Metazoa; Chordata; Amphibia; Anura; Hylidae. Gene Ontology annotation, biological process: phosphatidylinositol metabolic process.
CGUUUUUCCCUCAUUGUUCUAACCGAUCAGCCAAGAAAAAAAACGAGGAAGCCUCGAUUGUAACGUGAAUCGCCCCUUCCCGCCGAUAUCCGCAGUGCCGGCCAUCAUGUCCCCCCCUGCUUUUUUCCCCUCAACGUGCUGAGGUCCGCACCGCCCGCUGUAGGCAGCCAUCUUGUCCGGAGCCUGGAGAACCGGACCGGCUCUGACCGGGAGCUACGGAUCGAGGCUAGACCGGGUCCGGGGGGUGGGAUAAGGGUUUCGGGGCGGUCGCCCCUCCCCUGAGAUCAGAGUUGUAGAUGCCAUCGCAUAUGGCUUACUGCGCCCAUCAUUGACAGCGCACUGAGAACACCGCAGGAGCUAGCGCCAUCUAGCGCACAGUCACAUCGCUGCGGCCGGACCGGAAGACUAGGGAAGAACAUGAGAGCCUGGUAGCUGGGGCCAAUGGCCCCGGAGGGGGAUCCCGGUGUCUAGAUCUGUGCCAAGCAGCCCCCGGGGGGGUCCCCGCUGAGCUUCCCGAGGAGAGAUCCGCGAUCAUGGCCUCCAACUGCAGCAGCAGCAUCGCGGUGGCUGGCAGCGCCAGCAAGACCAAGACCAAGAAGAAGCAUUUUGUGUGUCAGAAAGUGAAGCUCUUCCGAGCCAGCGAGCCCCUCCUGAGUGUGCUCAUGUGGGGGGUCAACCACACGAUCAAUGAGCUGAGUAAUGUCCCAGUCCCGGUCAUGCUGAUGCCAGACGACUUUAAAGCCUACAGCAAGAUCAAAGUGGAUAACCACCUAUUCAACAAAGAGAACCUGCCAAGCCGCUUUAAAUUUAAGGAAUAUUGUCCCAUGGUCUUCCGGAAUCUGCGAGAGAGAUUUGGUAUCGAUGACCAGGAUUACCAGAACUCUUUGACCCGCAGCGCCCCUGUGAACAGUGAGAACCAGGGACGCUUUGGAUCGCGAUUUCUCAUCACAUUUGACCGUCGAUUUGUCAUCAAGACGAUAUCAGGUGAAGAUGUGGCCGAGAUGCACAAUAUUCUGAAGAAAUACCACCAGUUUAUUGUGGAGUGUCACGGUAACACUCUUCUCCCUCAGUUCCUUGGUAUGUACCGGCUUACAGUAGACGGAGUAGAGACCUACAUGGUGGUCACCAGGAACGUGUUUAGCCACCGUCUCGGAGUCCACCGCAAGUAUGACUUAAAAGGUUCUACUGUGUGCCGAGAAGCCAGUGACAAAGAAAAGGCGAAGGAUCUACCCACGUUAAAAGACAACGAUUUCUUGAAUGAAGGGCAGAAGUUGCAUGUGGGCGAGGAGAACAAGAAGAUUUUCCUUGAGAAGCUGAAAAGAGAUGUGGAGUUCCUCGCUAUACUUAAGAUCAUGGAUUACAGUCUCUUGGUCGGCUUACACGACGUGGACCGGGCAGAGCAGGAAGAGAUGGAAGUGGAAGAACGGGCGGAUGAAGAAGAGUGCGAAGAUGGCACUGGCAACCCCUUAUGUUCCUAUGGCACUCCCCCAGAUAGUCCAGGGAACCUGCUGAACUGCCCUCGCUUCUUUGGGCCUGGUGAAUUUGACCCGUCCGUGGAUGUUUAUGCAAUGAAGAGCCAUGACAAUGCCCCGAAGAAAGAAGUCUACUUUAUGGCAAUCAUUGAUAUCCUGACGCCAUACGAUGCCAAGAAGAAAGCCGCGCAUGCCGCUAAAACAGUCAAACAUGGGGCCGGAGCAGAAAUCUCCACGGUGAAUCCGGAGCAGUAUUCCAAACGCUUCAUCGAGUUUAUGUCCAACAUCCUUGCCUAGCUCUCUGCACUUUCCCAAUACGUGUGCCCAGAGAGAUUAGCCACAUGCUCCUG